CGCUGAUCAGGCCUUCAGGGUCUACUCAAUGCCCUCCUAGCUCUCUCUGGCUCUCUCUGGAAUGAGGUACAAUCUUUUGUGUGUCCCUGAACGGUUACGUUUCCUCACGGGGAGGUUCAUGACAUCCACAAGCAAAAUGGUUCGACCUCGGCCACUAAUUUCCACUCGGCGAGUAUAAAUUGACGCGACACGAAGUGAUACCAACUCGCAUCUCGACCUCAAUAUGUGGCCCUUCUCGUCCACGUAUCCAGUGAGCGCUUUGGAGAACGUUGCUAACAAGGAAUACGACUUUAUCGUUGUUGGAGGCGGCACCGCUGGAUGUGUCCUUGCAUCGAGACUGAGUGAGAACCCUAGACACAGGGUCCUGUUGUUGGAACGAGGACCUGCAGUCAAUACUUGGUUAUCUCGUGUUCCUUUGAUAUCUUGCAAUUACAGACUUGCAGAACGCCCCAGCAUACAAAUGGCUCUCUGAUCCUCUGAAGGCGACUGUUGGAGGACCGGAAUCGUUUGCCAUGGUUUCUGGUAGGCUAUUGGGUGGAACUUCGAAGAUCAAUAAUAUGCUGUACACGCGCCAGGUACCAGGAGAGUUCUCUGCAUGGACAGAGGCGGGUCGCAAGGGUUGGACUUGGGACGAUGUAGAGCCCUACUACAACAAGUCAGAAACUACUUUGUCGCAUACGAAAUCUGAGCAUAGGGGACAUAAAGGACCCUGGUUCAAUCGUCGUUUGGACGACAUUCCUAUGCAGAAUAUUUCAGAGUCAGUGUCUGAACGUGCUUUAUGUGCCUUAUCUUCUCACAAUCACGUUAGGACUAUCGCUGCGACAUCAUCGUUCGGGAUACCUUACGUGACUGAGUCGAACGAUCCUUCAGCUCCUGCAGUAUGCUGUGCGCGUUUGGAUCAUACUAUCGACGAUCAAGGACGCAGAUGCUCUGCUUUCGAUGCAUUCCUUCCACCACACGUUGCACUUCGAAGCAACCUUGAUAUCUGCACUGAAAUCGUCGUGACAUCCGUCGAUUUAGAGGAGACCCCAAAUGGACUCAGAGCCGUUGGCGUGUUCUUCGAACAUGACAGUAUCAUCCGCGGGAAGACUCAUCGCCGGUACCAUUGCUCUGCAAAACGAGAAGUCAUCCUGUCAUCCGGUGCUAUAGGUACUCCGAAGAUUCUCAUGUUAAGCGGAGUGGGACCCGCGGAGCACCUCAAGUCGCUUAAUAUCCCAGUGAAGAAGGAUCUGCCAGGGGUCGGAGCGAAUUUGCAAGAUCACUUGGGCGUCCCAGUCAUUUUCAAAGCGCCGAAACAUGAUACUUUCGAGAAGUUGCUCUCAAACCCUUUCUCCAUCCUCUGGGAACUGAUCAAGUACUUGUUGUUUGCAACCGGACUCAUGCUAUGCCCACUACCCCAGAUCAGUAUUUUCGCUCUGUCACGCCUUUUGGAUGACGAUUCCAAUACCGUCGUCCACUCAGCCAAUGGAAAAGCUGAAUUCGAUGCUCACAUCUCAUCAAAUGUGCCUGACAUCGAGUUGAUGGCAUUGUCCAUCAAUGCAUCUGACGAACAGUUCGUGGAAUUGAAGGACUGGUACACUGGUGCAUUCUCCUACCUUUGUGUCGCUCUUCGGCCAGAAUCACACGGAACUCUUCGACUUCGAUCUGUUGAUCCUCGCGACUUUCCGGUCUGCGACCUAGCCUUCCUCACGAAGCCAAAUGACUAUGUGGUCAUGCGUAAAGCCGUCAAGCUAGGCCUCGCACUGGGGCGCAGACUUCGCGAACAAGGAUACCCCCUUCGAGACCUGCAAGUCCCGGACAGCGAGAGCGAUGAAGAUUUGGACAAGUUCAUUCGGGCCGGUUCUCGGACGACAUUCCAUUAUUCUUCUACUUGUAGGAUGGCGCCGGAGGCGGAAUUGGGUGCGGUGGACGACCAAUUGAGGGUUCAUGGCAUACAGGGUUUGCGAAUUGCAGAUGCCAGCAUAUUUUCCAGUAUUCCUGCGACUCAUCUUCAAGCCCCUGUGGUCAUGGUCGCCGAGCGCUGUGCCGACUUCAUCAAGGCUUCUUACUAGAAAAUUGUUUGUGGUAUGAAUGACGAUGCUCAUGUCAACUGUGCCGAUCCUUGUAACAUGCAAACUGAAUCUUCUAUGCUGCAGUCUACACUGAUCCUUCUCAUGCCAUCAUAUUUUAUAAUUGCUAGUGUUGUCUGCUGACUUUGUCAUCGGGCUGUAGACUCGAAAGAAAGCUCGAAAGGGGACUGCCUCCAAAGAGCUCCCCGAAUAAAUCCCCUCAUCCCUCUACGCAUACAUUUUGGCCUCGUUGAAGCAUUGAUGAGUGUCAUCAUAAAGAAGAAAAACUGCCAGAACGACUUCGUUAGGGCAUACCAAUCCAGAUAUUAUUGAAAGUUGAUUCUAUACCUGUUCCUUACGAGUUUGCUUCGACUUUCUUUCGUAACUCACAAUACCUUCCAAACUAAGCUGAACCGACUGUGAUCGCAUCCGGGCCGAUCACAUAUGCAAUGGUCUGCUCUGACGGU
Somion occarium is the source of this 2515-nucleotide messenger RNA. NCBI's taxonomy places the organism in Eukaryota, Fungi, Basidiomycota, Agaricomycetes, Polyporales, Cerrenaceae. The record is from the annotation of a GenBank genome assembly.